CAUCCCCAAACCAUAAUAAAAACCCUCUUCACACUACCAACAAAUGUGUCACUGCAAAGAUGAAGCAACAAAAUUGUCCCUUUUCAUUGUCACUUUUUAUCUUCUUCUUUCUCAUUCAGUGCAUCAUAUCUCUAGCUCAAUCACCUGCUCCUGCUCCUUCGCCUCGAGGUCCUACUAAUGUUAUCAAGAUCUUGAAAAAGGCCGGCGAGUUCAAGGUCUUUAUCCGUCUCUUGAAGACUACCCAGUUAGAUAGCAACUUGAAUUCUCAGCUUGGCAAUACAAACAAUGGCUUGACAAUCUUCGCACCUAGUGAUGCUGCAUUUGCAAGCCUAAAGACACGUACUCUUAGCAGACAAGAAAAGGUCGAGUUGGCUCAGUUUCAUAUCGUCCCAACAUUUAUCCCAGCUACCCAAUUCGAUACUGUCACUAACCCUUUGAGAACACAUGCUGGAUCAGGCAAUCGGUUCCAGUUUAAUGUCACCACAAAUGGUAAUUUAGUGAAUAUAACUACAGGGCUUACUAAUACUACUAUAUCCGACACCGUAUACACAGAUGGUCAUCUUGCUAUAUAUAAGGUCGAUAAAGUGUUGCUUCCGUUGGAUAUAUUUACUACUCAGCCUCCGGCAGCCGCCCCAGCACCAGCAGUAACAAAGACUAAAGAGGAGAGUGCUGCUGCUAACGAUGAUGAUGACGACAGUGAUGUUAAAAAGGAUAAAUCUGGCGCAGUGAGUUUGGCAACGGAUUAUAAUUUGGUGUUAUUUGGGGUGAUUGGUAUAGUUGCUGUGACGUUUUCAUUGUGACAAUUUUGUUGAUGCUGUAUAUCAUGUAAGGUGGGUUGUGAGGUCAAUUGUGUAUGAUUUUUCUUAAUUAAAUCAAUUGGAUUGGGAUGGUGGUGAUGGGAAGAUGGUGAGUGUUUUUCAAGAAUCGUCAUAUGUAUUGUUAUUAAUUAAAUCCUUAAAUUUUUGUGGGUUAAGAUUAAAUCUUUAAAGUUAAUUUCUA
Messenger RNA from Ricinus communis (castor bean), 999 nucleotides. RefSeq names its product fasciclin-like arabinogalactan protein 12. The record is from RefSeq and is a predicted model, not a curated record. The coding region runs from base 60 to 800 and encodes 246 amino acids. The transcript has a single exon. Lineage: Eukaryota; Viridiplantae; Streptophyta; Magnoliopsida; Malpighiales; Euphorbiaceae.